Mesorhabditis spiculigera is the source of this 3177-nucleotide messenger RNA. NCBI's taxonomy places the organism in Eukaryota, Metazoa, Nematoda, Chromadorea, Rhabditida, Rhabditidae. The record is from the annotation of a GenBank genome assembly.
AUGCGCUACAGCCGACUCGCUACGUGUGAGGCGGAAGCGGACGAGGCAACGGCUCUCCUCCGCGACGCACAAUCUUCUGGAUCCAUGGGAGACGAAGUGAACCUGGAGAGCGGCUCAUCCGGCGACGAGGUCCAUCUUCUGCCAGCCCCAUCCGUGUCCGGCUCACGCUGCGGCAUGAUGGGAUGCUGUUCGUCAUUAUUUGGCCGUCGUCGUGUCCUCCAUUCGCGAACAGUCCGGAUCGGAUAUGGCCCCCUACUCACCGGCGCGGGCUCAUUUUCUCCGAACGUCGUCUGCAACCAGAAAUAUAACAUAUUUAGCUUUAUCCCACUGGUCUUAUUUCAACAAUUCAAAUUCUUCCUCAACCUCUACUUCCUACUGAUGGCCUGUACACAAUUCAUCCCGGCGAUCCAGAUCGGCUCGCCAAUCACGUAUUGGGGGCCUUUGGGCUUUGUAUUGACCAUUACACUGAUCCGAGAAGCGCUUGACGAUUUCGUCCGCUUUAUUCGUGACAAGGAGAUGAAUGGCGAGAGAUAUGAAAGACUGACGCGGGAUGGACUGAGAAAAGAGAUCAGAAGCUGCGAUAUCCAAGUCGGUGAUGUCAUCGUCGUCCACAAGGACCGGCGAAUUCCGGCUGACGUUGUGUUGCUGAGAACGACGGAAAAGUCUGGCGCCUGCUUUAUUCGAACCGAUCAACUGGACGGAGAAACUGACUGGAAAUUGAGGGUGGCAGUGCCGGCGACGCAACAUGUACAUAAUGAAGCUGACAUCAUGGAGCUGAACUGUGAGAUCUACGCUGAGAAGCCGCAAAAAGACAUUCACGCCUUCGUCGGAACCUACAAGAUCACGAACGAGGACGGGACGGUUGAUGGAUCGCUGAACGUUGAAAAUGUGCUCUGGUCUAAUACAGUCUUGGCUUCCGGAACCGCUGUUGGAGUUGUGGUCUACACUGGUCGCGAAACCCGUUCCGUCAUGAACACAACGUUGCCCGAAUCGAAAGUUGGACUGCUCGACCUCGAAGUUAACAACCUGACCAAAAUCCUCUUCCUGUUCGUCGUCGUGCUUUCGGCGGUGAUGGUGGUCAUGAAGGGGCUGGACACCUAUUGGUAUCGCUAUUUGAUGAGGUUCAUCCUUCUCUUCUCCUACAUCAUCCCGAUCUCACUGCGCGUCAACUUGGAUAUGGCCAAGCUUUUCUACUCUUGGCAGAUUGGCCGCGAUAAGCACAUUCCCGACACGGUCGUCCGUUCAUCUACCAUUCCCGAAGAGCUGGGCCGCGUGAGCUACUUGCUGAGUGACAAGACUGGAACGUUGACGAAGAACGAGAUGCAUUUCAAGAAGAUUCACUUGGGCACCGUCUCAUUCUCAUCGGACGCUUUUGAAGAAGUGGCCAAGCACGUGCUCAGCGGCUACGCGGGAAGGACCGGAAAACACUCGUUCAGCGCCAAGUUGCAGACGGCUGUUGAAGCCAUCGCCCUCUGCCACAAUGUGACGCCGAUUUUCGAGCACGGCCGUACGAGCUACCAGGCGGCCAGCCCCGAUGAGGUGGCCCUCGUGAAAUGGACGGAACAAGUCGGCGUUCGCCUCUACACCCGCGAUCUGCAAACGAUUCGACUGCAACUGCAAGAUGGCACUGAACGGUUGUACCACAUUCUGCAUCUUUUCCCGUUCACCUCGGAGACGAAGCGGAUGGGCAUUAUUAUCAGGGAUGAUACUACUGACGAAAUCACGCUCUACAUGAAGGGAGCCGACACCGUCAUGGCAGAGAUGGUUCAGUACAAUGACUGGCUGGAAGAGGAAUGCAGUAAUAUGGCGCGUGAAGGACUCCGCACUCUUGUUGUGGCCAAGAAAGUGCUUUCCCUUGCUGAAUACGAGGCUUUCGACAAGGCUUACCACCAGGCCAAGAUGACGGUCAGCGAUCGAACGGAAAACAUGGGCAACGUCGUGAAUCGGAUGCUGGAGAAAGAUCUGCAACUGUUGUGCUUGACUGGUGUCGAAGACAGGCUUCAGGACCAAGUGACGACCUCCUUGGAGUUGCUCCGCAACGCUGGCAUCAAAAUCUGGAUGUUGACCGGCGAUAAGCUGGAGACGGCCAUCUGCAUCGCCAAGUCGAGCGGGCUAUUCAGCAAGGCGGACACGGUUCACGUAUUCGGACAGGUCCAAAACCGAACCGAGGCUCACAAUGAACUGAACGCCUUGCGACGAAAAAGCGACGUGGCCCUGGUCAUGUCCGGAGCCGCGCUGAAUGUCUGUCUGCAAUACUAUGAAGCUGAGGUUGCCGAGCUGGUGUGCGCCUGUACGGCCGUCGUCUGUUGCCGCUGCUCACCGGAACAAAAGGCUCAAAUUGUGCAGUUGUUGAAGAAGUAUCGUGCCCCGCUGCGUGUCGCUGCCAUCGGUGACGGUGGAAAUGACGUAUCGAUGAUUCAGGCGGCCCACGCUGGCAUAGGCAUUGACGCCAACGAAGGAAAACAAGCUUCCCUUGCCGCCGACUUCUCCAUCACCCAAUUCUCGCACGUCUGCCGCCUGCUGCUGGUACACGGACGCUUCUGCUACAAACGAUCAUGUGCGCUGUCCCAGUUCGUCAUGCACCGUGGCCUGAUCAUCUCCACGAUGCAAGCCGUCUUCUCCUGCGUCUUCUACUUUGCCUCCGUCUCGCUGUACCAGGGUGUCUUGAUGGUUGCCUACUCGACCGCCUAUACCAUGUUGCCCGUCUUCUCGCUCGUCGUCGACCGUGACGUGACCGCCUCGAACGCGCUCACGUACCCGGAACUGUACAAGGAGCUGGGCAAGGGCAGAUCGCUUUCCUACAAGACGUUCUGCAUUUGGGUGCUGAUCAGUUUGUAUCAAGGAGCCGUGAUAAUGUAUGGUGCGUUGCUGGUGUUCGACUCUGACUUCAUCCACGUCGUCUCUAUCUCAUUCUCGGCCCUCAUCCUGACGGAGCUGAUCAUGGUUGCGAUGACGGUCCACACCUGGCAUUGGGCUAUGUUACUUGCACAGGCGCUUUCCCUCGGUCUCUACGUGGCGUCACUGUUGAUAUUGGACUCGUACUUCGACCGCCAAUUCGUCACCACCUGGGGAUUCCUGGCGAAGACCUCGUCCGUGACGGUCAUCUCCUGCCUUCCCCUCUACAUCAUCAAGGCGUUGCGGCGAAAGUUCAGCCCGCCCAGCUACGCUAAAGUUAAU